This is a messenger RNA of Entrophospora candida, 519 nucleotides long. Lineage: Eukaryota; Fungi; Glomeromycota; Glomeromycetes; Entrophosporales; Entrophosporaceae. The record is from the annotation of a GenBank genome assembly.
AUGCAAACUAUAAAGUGUGUAGUUGUGGGUGAUGGUGCUGUUGGCAAGGUUUUUGACAAUUAUGCAGUGACAGUGAUGAUUGGAGAUGAACCAUACACAUUGGGAUUAUUUGAUACAGCUGGUCAAGAGGAUUAUGAUCGCCUUCGUCCACUUUCUUAUCCUCAAACAGAUGUUUUUCUUGUUUGUUUUUCUGUAACUUCGCCAGCUUCAUUUGAAAAUGUUAAAGAAAAAUGGUUUCCGGAGGUUCAUCAUCAUUGUCCAGGAGUUCCAUGUUUAAUUGUUGGUACUCAAGUAGAUUUGCGUGAUGACCCUGGAGUGGUUGAAAGAUUAUCAAGACAAAAGAUGAGACCUGUAACUUCUGAACAAGGAGAAAGACUUGCCAGAGAAUUAGGUGCUGUAAAAUAUGUCGAGUGCUCGGCUUUGACACAAAAGGGUUUGAAAAAUGUUUUUGAUGAAGCAAUUGUUGCUGCUUUGGAGCCACCAGUAACUAAAAAAUCACGUAAAUGUUUGGUGCUGUAA